Messenger RNA from Salpingoeca rosetta, 2193 nucleotides. RefSeq names its product espin. The record is from RefSeq and is a predicted model, not a curated record. Bases 1 to 2049 code for a protein of 682 amino acids. Lineage: Eukaryota; Choanoflagellata; Craspedida; Salpingoecidae. Gene Ontology annotation, molecular function: protein binding. The transcript is spliced from 2 exons.
AUGGCGUUGCUAUGCAAUGAGGUACUACCCGAGUCGCAUACGUGGGCGCGGCGACCAACAGCAUGGGGCAGCCGCGCAUUUGGGCACAUGAUCCCCAACAAAUCCAUGGAGGGCACGCUUGCUGACUCGAAUGCGUCAAAUUCUUCGGAAUCUGAUUUCGCUGACGAAUUGGAGGACGAUGACUACGACGACAGCGAUGUUGGCCGCCCACCGGUCAAGGCGUUCCUGGACCUGCUGCUCAUUGACGCUGGCGCUCUGCUUGACAUGCUAAGCGCGCACUGGGGCGGACAGGCCCGCGCGCCCGUGAGCGGCCCGGAGCAGAAUGCCGACGACACGAGCGAGUUUGAGAUGAUUCUGGAUGAGGCUGGCCUUGGCGAUGGCGAGACAGGGUUGGAGCACGAUGGCGAAGUGCUUGAUGAAGGGCCUGUCACAGACCCGUUUGGGUUUGUGGUGGAGCGCGUGAACCCUGUUGCGCAUGGGUACCUCGACAUCUCCUUUGGGCCGCAGCAAGUUGAUCAGCUUGCGCUGCAGGACGUGAACUUGGCGCUGCGGCUGGCGGCUGUGGAGAACAGCAUCUCGCACAUCAGCGCGUUGAUCGAGAAGGGUGCGGUGGCCAACGGAAGCGACCACAACCGCGAACUGAGUGCCGUGCACCUUGCGGCCAAGCACGGCUGCACGCAGGUGCUGAAGAAGCUUGCAAAGCACACGACCAUGAAUCUGCGGUCGCCCAUCUCCCACUCCACCCCGCUCCACCACGCCGCGUUGGCCGGGCAUGUGAGCGCUGUUCGCUGGCUGCUGUCGCACGGAGCUGAGGUGGACGCCGUGGAGUGCCAGGGCUUCUCUGCGCUGCACUUUGCUGCCAUGCGCGGGCAUGUUCAGGUUGUUCGGCUCCUGCUGGAGCACGGUGCGUCGAAGACGUGCGUGGACCGCACGCUCAUGUGGCUUCCGCUGCACUGCGCGUGCAUGGGUGGCCAUGUUGAGACGGCGCUGCUGCUGCUGUCACCUGCGCCAUGCGCCGAGGUGCACACGGUUGACAUUCGCGGACGCACCCCCCUGCACCUGGCGGCCUUUGGUGGAUCGCUGGAGUGCACGCGUGCGCUGCUGCAAUAUGGAGCAGACGUUGACGCUGAGGACCAAGAUGGCGCAUUGGCAGUCGACAUUGCACGGCGCCGGCGCCAUGGCGCCGUGGUGGCGCUGUUGGAGCAGCAACAACAGCGCUCGCUGCUGCCAGACUAUCUGCAUGCGCCGCACGACUUGUACAGCGAUGACGAGUCGGUGCAUGAGGACUAUCACCACGGUGUGGGCCAUGAGCAACAGCAGCAAUCAACAUUGCCGGUUUACCUGCAUGUGCCGUCGGAUUUGCACAGCGAGGACGAGUCUGUGCACGGUGGGCUGACGCCGACCGAGAGCGAAGACGAGGAAUGGGAAGAGGAGGAAGAGGAAGAACAAGAGGAAGAACAAGAGGAGGAGGAAGAGGAAGAGGAAGAGGAGGAGGAAGAGGAUCAGCAGCAGGCGGAGCUGGACAUGCUCAUGCAAAUGGGAUCCUUCUCGCAAGGCAACAGCACCACUGAAGGUGCAGGCAAUGAUGAUGGCGACGACGACGUGUUGGACUUGGAUGCUCUCGCUGACGCUGACUUCGAUGAAGAUCGAGCGAAUGAGUCCGAAGAUCGCGGCUACCGGCUAACAGGGUCUGACGACGCACUGCAGCGGGGCGAAGAAGACAUGUACGACAACGCCCAGCUUGCAGCUGACAGGCUUGCAGCUGAGGUUGAGGAAGAGCUGGAGCAAGCCCUUGGGCUUCUGCAGCGCCUGAGCGAUUCCGUUGCGGGCGCGGAGGCACAGCGCCAGUGGGAGUUACAACGCCUGCUGGUAAAGUCGAGGGAGCAAGAACAAGCGGCAAGGCUGCGUGCUGAAGAGGAGGAACAGCGGCGGCCUGGCCGUCUUGGGCAGUUUGACUUCAGCAUUCGUGAGCGCGAGCGACAACUGCGAGAUGUGGGCAAGCUGCCGCCACACAUGCUCGCGUUGUUCGACCCCAACAACGAACAUUGAUGCGCGUGUGUUUGAAAGAGUGUGGGUGAGUGGAAGGGUGAGAGUUUGAGAAAGUGUGUGUGUGAGUGAGUGAAACAGAGAGAGAGAGAGAGAGUGUGUGUGUGUGUGAGAGAGUGGGGAGAGAGAGAGAGAGAGAGAGAGAGA